Molecule: messenger RNA, 2132 nt
Organism: Papaver somniferum (opium poppy)
Lineage: Eukaryota; Viridiplantae; Streptophyta; Magnoliopsida; Ranunculales; Papaveraceae
Product: probable acyl-activating enzyme 1, peroxisomal
Exons: 2
Coding region: 142-1911 (589 amino acids)
Source: RefSeq, a predicted model, not a curated record
AACCAAGCCAAUGGGAUAUGGUUUUCAAGGUUUGUUGUACUUGUACCUAACUGCUAGAUCCAGUCAACAGUACAAUUAGCUUACCAUCUUCACUAAUGAAUAUCACUGAAUAACGAUUUCCGCUCAGUUACUAGAAUCAAAAUGAAUUUUAUGUUUAGGAAAUUUCUUCCCUCUUCAAGUUCAGUAAUCUAUGCAUUGAAAAGAAAUCAACCAAAUUGCAUACAAAAAUCUCAUUUUUCUAAACAUUCAGAGUCAAAUCAUGUGAAAUCAAUGGAGGGGUUAGUUAAAUGUUCAGCUAAUUAUGUUCCUCUAUCUCCUAUUAGCUUCUUAGAAAGAUCAGCUAUUGCUUAUGGAAAUAGAGUAUCUGUUAUUUAUGGUACUCUUAAGUUCACUUGGAGACAAACACUUGAUAGAUGUCUUAAACUUGCUUCUUCUCUUACUCAACUUGGGAUUUCUCGUGGCGAUGUUGUUGCAACAUUAUCCCCAAAUGUCCCUGCAAUGUAUGAGCUGCAUUUUGGUGUUCCAAUGGCAGGGGCAAUACUAUGUACACUCAAUACUCGCCAUGAUUCAGCCAUGGUUUCGAUCCUAUUGAAACAUUCAGAAGCCAAGAUCAUCUUUGUAGACUACCAGUUCCUUGAUGUUGCUCGUGGAGCAUUUGACCUUCUAUCGAAAGCAAACUGCACACUCCCUCGUUUGGUGUUGAUAUCGGAUUCUGAAAACUCGUCAAAGACUAUAAACAUCUCAACAUCUAGUGAUUUAGAGUAUGAGAAGCUUCUUGAAUUGGGAAUUACUGAGUUUGACAUCCCACGGCCAAAUGAUGAAUUCGACCCAAUAUCCAUAAAUUAUACUUCAGGAACAACGUCUAGUCCGAAAGGAGUUGUUUACAGCCACAGGGGUUCGUAUCUUAAUUCUCUUGCUACAGUUAUGAUUCAUGAUAUGGGUGCAAUGCCUGUUUAUCUAUGGACUGUGCCUAUGUUUCACUGCAAUGGUUGGUGUCUCACAUGGGGGGUGGCAGCUCAAGGUGGUACCAAUGUAUGCCUUAGAAAUGUCACUCCGAAGGGUAUUUAUGACAGCAUUGCUCUUCAUAAGGUGACCCACAUGGGCGCUGCCCCAACUGUCUUAAACAUGAUCGUUAAUGCACCAGCCGGUGAUCGAAGCACACUGCCUUGCAAAGUCAACAUAAUGACAGGAGGUUCAGCUCCACCUGCAGGAAUUAUUUUUAAGAUGGAAGAGUUGGGUUUCAAUGUAAGUCACAUAUAUGGCUUGACAGAAACCUAUGGUCCAGCAACAAUUUGUGCAUGGCAGCCUGAGUGGGACUCCUUGCCCCCUGAUGAACGUGCAAGGAAGAAGUCUCGACAAGGGGUGCAACAUAUAGGUGUGGAAGUUGAUAUUAAAAAUCCAGUUACCCUGGAAAGUGUACCAGACGAUGGAAAAACCAUGGGGGAGAUAAUGUUUAGAGGUAACACUGUGAUGAAUGGAUAUUUUAAAGAUUUAAAAGCAACUGGAGAAGCUUUAAGUGGCGGAUGGUUUCGAAGUGGUGAUCUAGCUGUGAAGCACUCUGAUGGUUUCAUAGAGGUAAAGGAUCGGUCUAAAGAUAUUGUUAUAUCAGGGGGAGAAAACAUCAGCACAAUUGAAGUUGAAUCAGUGUUGUUUAGUCAUCCAUCAAUAUUUGAAGCUGCGGUUGUUGGCCGACCUGAUGAUCACUGGGGUGAGACGCCGUGCGCAUUUGUGAAAUUGAAGGAUGGGUGUAGUGCAAAUGCAGAAGAGAUUAUCCAGUUUUGCAAGGACAGGUUGCCACGCUACAUGGCUCCUAAAACUAUUGUUUUUGCUGAUCUGCCAAAAACCUCAACUGGAAAGACACAGAAGUACAUUCUCAGGGAGAAAGCAAAAUCAAUGGGAAGUCUGUCUUAAAGAAUUGAAUCACUUAUGGUACCACGUUCUUAGAUGGCAAGAAGUAUGAAAAAUAAGCUAGAUUAAUCUGGCGCAAAUGCAGCCUUGUAACCAAUAAAGUGUUUGUUUACUGAUGGUAUAUAAUAGUGUAUCAAUUGUACUACAUUAAUGUGAAUGAAGAAUGAAAAGACCCUUAUAAUUAAGGAUCCACUAUAAUGCAAAUAUAUUUAGAACAUUUUCAG